Messenger RNA from Hyla sarda, 2206 nucleotides. It is a transcript of the gene SLA, whose product is annotated as Src like adaptor. The record is from RefSeq and is a predicted model, not a curated record. Gene Ontology annotation, molecular function: protein binding. Bases 130 to 978 code for a protein of 282 amino acids. The transcript has 8 exons. NCBI's taxonomy places the organism in Eukaryota, Metazoa, Chordata, Amphibia, Anura, Hylidae.
GUGAAGUGGAAGGUGUCCCUCUGCCAGUCCCUUAACUAUAACGCAGCCGGUCAACAUCAACCCUACCAAGAUCCGUAGAGCGAUGGGAUUUUCACAGGAUCAGAACCAAUAACUGGAAAUAGACCAGAAAUGGGGAAUGUGAUGAGAAACUCGGCUCCACCCGACAAGAUCGCAGCCACCCAUACAGCAGCAGCAGGUACAGAGAGUGAUUUUCUGGCCGUUCUCUAUGACUAUCCCCCGUCUGACAUCAGUGAGCCAAUAUUUUACUUUGGAGAGAAACUUCGGGUCAUUUCAGAUGAAGGAGGAUGGUGGAGAGUGGUGUCCCUUAAAACAGGGCGUGAAAACUAUAUACCAGCCAAAUGUGUGGCAAAAGUCUACCACGGGUGGCUGUUUGAUGGAGUUGGGAGGGAGAAGUCUGAACAACUAUUAGAGCUCCCAGAAGUGAAGACCGGGUCGUUCAUGAUCAGGCAAAGUGAAACAAAAAAAGGAUCCUAUUCAUUAUCUGUCAAACACAGACAAGUGAAACAUUAUAGAAUCUUCCGUUUGCCAAACAACUGGUAUUAUAUCUCCCCACGGCUGACCUUCCAAUGUCUGGAGCACCUUGUGAAUCACUAUUCAGAAAGUGCAGAUGGCUUGUGCUGCGUCCUCACUACCCCGUGCCUCACCCAACAGUCCGUAAAUAUUGCAGAUGUCAGGCAGGAAGUGCCGGUCAUGAGGAGGAAGAAGCCCUUCAACUGGAGGAGCAUGAAGAGGAUGUCAUUGGCGGCAGAAGAUCCAGAACCUUCUGUAGAGACGGACGACUCUUUCCUCAGUUACGGUCUGAGACAAAGCAUCGCCUCCUACCUGUCCUUGGCCGGGGACGACAGCUAUUCCAUUCCCAGCACUGAGCACAACAAGAAACAGAACCGGAAGAGCAAUAUCUUCUCUCGGAACAGCGUCAUAUCCGACCGCUCGAGUUACACGGAAGGUUACAGAUGAGAGAGGUCCUGAGGACCCCGGACCCUCACUUAGUACUGCCUGUCACCAGAGCUUACUAUGGAGCUGCUCGAAAAGGAAAAAAUCUAUUGCACAAAGUUACACUAUCCGGCCGGGCCUGGACAUAUUAUCCUGCCACCAUCACUAUGGAGCUUCUCUUAUAUUCUUCAUAUCAACCGUGUUACGUUCAGACUAUAGGACGAUGUAUUAGGUGGGAGAAGGACAGGAGCAAAUCUCCCAUGAAGCUGGACCAGGCGCAAUGCUCUGCUGCAGACCCUCCCCCAUACAGACAUAGACGAGUUAGUCUUCAAAGCAUAUCCACGGUAUACAGACGGAGACUGUGGUGUUGUGUCGGAAGAAGAGCCUCGCAUUGCUUUAUGAAGAACGUUUGUCCCAUGUGACCUGGACAGGGGCGUAGCUAUAGAGGCAACAGUCGCACCGGGGCCCCAAAGCACAGCAGCCCCAUUAGAGAACAGUAAUAUACAGUGGUCCCUCAAGUUACAAUAUUAAUCGGUUCCAGGACGACCAUUGUAUGUGGAAACCAUUGUAUGUUUAGUCCAUAACUCUAUGGAAACCUGGUAAUUGGUUCUAAAGGCACCAAAAUGUCAUCCAAAAAUAGGAAAAAGUGAGGAUUAAAGAAAAAUAAGUAGAUGACUAAUAUAGAUAAAGCAAAUCCUUAUAUAUAAAAGUAAUAAAGAUCUGCUGGGAGCUGUAAUCACUGUAUAUGUAGAGGACAGGAGCUUCUUCAGGGUCCUGUACAGAACACACAGUGUCCUAAAAAAGUAACAUGGAGCCGCCCUCACCUGGUGCCCAAAGGAGCAGCUAACCCUGGUACAGGUAAAGAGUAGAGAACAUGUAAUACCUCCCUGUACUGUAGGGGGCGCUACCAGACACCAGUCAGUGCAUUCGCUUCAGUAAUAGAGGUGUUUUACCAGUCCCCCCCCCCCCCCCCUCACCCUUAUCUGUAUCUAUCGUCCUAUAGCUAUACAAUUUAUGGCCCAACUUAAUGUCCAUUCCUCACAUUUGUUGUUUUAACCCCUGCAUAUUUUGUGAGAUAGAACAUGUGUUUUCCCCUUGUGAGCUCAGAAAUGCUUAUGACUUGAUAAAGGGAGGAAUCCCGAAAGUUUGUCUCUACAAAAUCUUGUUAGUCCAAUAAAAAAGGUAUUACAAGAUACUGCAACUACACAUGAUUUUGCUUUUUGCAUCACUGGACUAAUACGGCUACUCCUAA